Messenger RNA from Corticium candelabrum, 921 nucleotides. Its product is annotated as NADH dehydrogenase [ubiquinone] flavoprotein 2, mitochondrial-like. Gene Ontology annotation, molecular function: NADH dehydrogenase activity. Gene Ontology annotation, biological process: mitochondrial electron transport, NADH to ubiquinone. NCBI's taxonomy places the organism in Eukaryota, Metazoa, Porifera, Homoscleromorpha, Homosclerophorida, Plakinidae. The coding region runs from base 18 to 740 and encodes 240 amino acids. The transcript is spliced from 9 exons. The record is from RefSeq and is a predicted model, not a curated record.
UCACGUGAUCGCCUACUAUGUUGAAGGCUUGGGCAAGGAGUUGCUUGUCAAGGCCGGCUUGUAGUCGUCUGUUCUCGGCACGUCAGCGUCUGUACGCGGGAGCUGAAUUUGUGCAUAGGGAUUCAUCAGAAAACAACGCUGAUACGCCUUUUGAGUUCACAGAAGAGAACAAAAAGAGGCUAGAAACGAUAAUUGGUAACUACCCGGGAGGCCACAAGGCUGCUGCAGUCAUUCCAGCUCUUGACUUAGCUCAGAGGCAACAUGGUUGGCUUCCUUUAUCUGCAAUGCACAAAGUAGCUGAAGUUCUUGGUAUGUCAAGGAUGAGAGUCUAUGAAGUGGCAACAUUCUACACAAUGUUCAACAGAAAUCCAAUCGGGAAAUAUCAUAUAGAAGUGUGCACCACAACACCUUGUAUGUUGUGUGGAUCUCAGCAAAUACUCGACACCCUACGAAACAAACUCGGAAUUGACAUUGGUGAGACUACUGAUGAUGGGAUGUUUACUCUAUCAGAAGCAGAGUGUUUAGCUGCAUGUGUGAAUGCUCCUAUGAUGAUGAUAGGAGAUGAUUAUUAUGAGGAUUUGACCCCUGAACUUACUGAAGAAAUCAUAGAUUCAUUUGCUAAAGGACAACGGCCAAAACCAGGACCAAGGGGUCGUUUUGCUGCGGAACCUCAUGGUAGACUAACAUCAUUAACAGAACCUCCAACUGGCCCUGGAUUUGGAGUUCGAGAUGAUCUGUGACUUGUAAAACUGAACAGAAUAUGUAAGGUCUGUCUCUAGCACUACACAUAUAUGUAUAAUCAUUACUCAAUAUGCUCAAUGGAGUGGGUGUGGAUGUUGCACCAUUAUACAAGAACCUCGGUAUGAUUAACGGUUGUAAGAUGUUGAUCAUUAUCAGUGUUUUCAAAGUGGCCACUGUAAA